AAUGAGCAUGUCAGUCCGCACGAUGCUGGCCGUGUCCUUGGGCGUGCUAGUGUUGCUAGUGCUCGCUCAGCCCGCCCCUGCUAUUACCAUCCAUCCGGCCGUCCUCAAGAACUUCGUGGGUCCGUACCGCAAGCCCGGAGAGCCCGUCCUCCGGGGCCCGUUCUUCGACCGCUCCCGCGUCGUGCGGCAGCGCCUGAUGAAGCCCGUAUCCAUCCUGGCGAGGCGACCGGAGGCGGAGGUGUCGCCCCAGGAGAUCUUCCUCGGCGCCGUGGAGACUCCCGCGCAGCCCGAGGAGUGGAACAGAUCACUCAGGUCCUGCGCCGACACCGGAUCGUGUGCCCAGAACGUGGACAACACCCUCAACUAUCUCAUGCGCAUGAUGGAGACCGGCCGACGCUAAAAAGACCGUGCAUAUCAUACCUCUCAUCCUCAUGUUUACUUGUGUUCAUUUGUUAACAGUCAUGACUAGAGGGACGAGUCAAGAGUAGAGGUUGAUAUCUACGAAGCCGAAGUCCGAGACGCUGCGAAGUUUUCGAACGAGUUGUAAGAUUUUUUUUUUUUCCCCCUAAAGAAAGCGAGAGUUUACUUUGAUGACUGCGUCCGAAUCUGGACUUUCUGUCUAGACUUAAUCUUGCGAGCCUUGAAAUCUUCACUGCUAGGACGAUUUCCUUGUAUGUACCAUUAUUUAACAUUAUUUAUUACUUCCUCAAAAUAAUCAGAAGUAAUGCUACUUCUUAUAUUCUAGUCUCAUGGUAAUCAAAAUGUUAUUCCUAUGACUAAG
Penaeus indicus is the source of this 781-nucleotide messenger RNA. RefSeq lists its product as uncharacterized. The record is from RefSeq and is a predicted model, not a curated record. Bases 2 to 400 code for a protein of 132 amino acids. NCBI's taxonomy places the organism in Eukaryota, Metazoa, Arthropoda, Malacostraca, Decapoda, Penaeidae. The transcript has 3 exons.